Malus domestica (apple) is the source of this 1032-nucleotide messenger RNA. RefSeq names its product ATP-dependent zinc metalloprotease FTSH 12, chloroplastic-like. NCBI's taxonomy places the organism in Eukaryota, Viridiplantae, Streptophyta, Magnoliopsida, Rosales, Rosaceae. The record is from RefSeq and is a predicted model, not a curated record.
UCCAUGAUCAUCAAAGAAAUUACAUAAUGGUAUGGUCAUCUUCAUUUGUUUAUUCUCAAGAUAUAAAGACAUGGGAAUCUAAAAGAGUUGCUGCUUUGAUAUUCUAUGUUUUUGUUACCUUGGUUUCUUGCCAAAGAAUAUAUGUAGCAAUUCGAGCACCUCUCCAAUAUCGUCAAAGAAAAGAGUUGACAGAGGCUUAUAUGGAGGCAGUGAUUCCUGAACCAUCUCCAAUUAAUGUUAGAAGAAAGAUGGGGGAAAGAGGAAUAAAAAGAAAGACGCUUUACUGGCUCCUCUCAGUUUUCAAUAAUCCAGCCCCUCUGUUACAUUGUGGGUUUAAGAAAGGCAUGUGGAGGAAGAUGACACCCAAAGGCUUGACAAUGAAUAAGUUUGUGGAAGGACCUGAUGGAACACUUGUUCAUGAUAGUUCUUAUGUGGGAGAGGAUGCAUGGUAUGAUGAUCCACAGCUUCCUCAGGACAAUGUGAAACAAGUUAUUGACAGUGAUGUAAAAUUUAAUCCAGAGGAAAAGAAGGAACUAGAGGAAGACUUGGGAAUAUCGGCUGAAGUUCAACAAGAUAGUGGAACAUGGCGUGAAAGGCUUCAAAAAUGGAAAGAGAUCCUUCAGAAGGAAAAGUUAGCUGAGCAGUUGGAUUCUGCCAAUUCUAAGUAUGUAGUUAAAUUCGACAUGAAAGAGGUUGAAAACAGUCUUUGCAAAGAUGUGGUAGAAAAGGUUACAGAGUCACAGGGAACAAGGGCAUUAUGGAUAGCUAAAAGAUGGUGGUUGUAUCGUCCUAGACUUCCGUAUACCUACUUUCUUCAAAAGCUUGACUGCUCUGACGUUGCUGCUGUUGUAUUUACGGAAGACCUAAAAAGGAUAUAUGUUACUAUGAAAGAAGGUUGAUAUCCCCCUAGACCCUUGCUUGUUUGAGAUUAUCUCAAGUUCUGGAGUUGAAGUUGAUCUUCUUCAAAAGUGCCAGAUUCACUACUUUAUGAAAGUUCUGAUUGCAUUGGUGCCUGGGAUACUUAUUCUCUGG